Messenger RNA from Theobroma cacao (cacao), 1804 nucleotides. RefSeq names its product transducin family protein / WD-40 repeat family protein. Gene Ontology annotation, molecular function: protein binding. The record is from RefSeq and is a predicted model, not a curated record. Gene Ontology annotation, cellular component: Cul4-RING E3 ubiquitin ligase complex. Gene Ontology annotation, biological process: proteasome-mediated ubiquitin-dependent protein catabolic process. NCBI's taxonomy places the organism in Eukaryota, Viridiplantae, Streptophyta, Magnoliopsida, Malvales, Malvaceae.
CAUAACCCAGAAAAUAGUUUUUCCCAAAAAUUGAAAACAGUAAAAAGAAAGAAAGAAAAUCCAUAGUAUAACAUUACCGGCAAGCUUCUAAUCUGACUGAAUUCCAGCAGCAUCCAAAGACUUCAAAACCUCGCAACGUAACAAACAGCCAGUGGGGUUGACAUUGAUGAAAUGGGGUACGCCAUGAGUAGGCUGGAGAUAGAAUCUGAGUUGUUUGAUGGUAGUAAGGUCACCAAUGAAGCUGGUAGCAGUACUAGGUCCAACAAACCAUUGCAUAAUGUAGACCACGAGAUUGCCCAGCUUACAAACCUCAGAUCAGGGCCUCAUGAACGACUACGUCAACUCAUGCCGGGAAAGCAGCAAUUACCUGUUUCCCCAGUGAAGAUGUUGGCAGGUCGAGAAGGUAAUUAUUCAGGAAGAGGAAGAUUCUCUUCGGCAGAUCGUUGUCAUAUGCUUAGCAGAUAUUUGCCAGUAAAUGGUCCUUGGCUUGUGGACCAGAUGACCAGCCGGGCCUAUGUUUCUCAAUUUUCAGCUGAUGGUUCUCUAUUUGUUGCUGGCUUUCAGGGAAGCGAUAUUAGAAUAUACAAUGUGGAUAGAGGCUGGAAAGUUCAGAAGAACAUUCUUGCCAAAAGUUUGCGUUGGACAGUUACUGACACAUCCCUUUCUCCAGAUCAGCGCUAUCUUGUUUAUGCCAGCAUGUCACCUAUAGUCCACAUUGUUAAUGUUGGGUCUGCUACCACAGAAUCCCUCUCAAAAAUCACGGAGAUCCAUGAAGGAUUGGACUUUUCUGCUGCUGAUGAUGGAGGGUAUCCUUUUGGCAUAUUUUCCGUGAAAUUUUCAACUGAUGGACGAGAACUUGUUGCUGGAAGCAAUGACAACUCAAUAUAUGUUUAUGAUCUGGAAGCAAACAAGCUUUCCCUUCGAAUUGUAGCACACACAGCUGAUGUUAAUACUGUCACCUUUGCUGAUGAAAGUGGCAAUCUGAUAUAUUCUGGAAGUGAUGAUAGUCUCUGCAAGGUGUGGGAUAGACGAUGCUUCAUUGCAAAAGAUACACCAGCAGGGGUCUUGAUGGGACACCUGGAAGGUAUUACAUUUCUUGACAGUCGUGGAGAUGGUCGUUAUUUUAUAUCAAAUGGUAAAGAUCAAACUAUCAAGCUUUGGGAUAUCAGGAAAAUGUCGUCUAAUACCUCUUGCAAUGUAGGGUUUAGGAGUUACGAAUGGGAUUACAGAUGGAUGGACUAUCCACCACAGGCUAGAGAUCUGAAACACCCAUGUGAUCAAUCAGUGGCCACUUACAAAGGUCACUCAGUUUUGCGUACUCUUAUUCGCUGUUACUUUUCCCCAGAAUACAGCACGGGUCAAAAGUACAUUUACACUGGAUCUCAUGAUUCCUGUGUUUAUAUCUAUGAUGUGGUAACCGGAGCCCAAGUUGCGGUACUCAAGCACCAUACAUCACCGGUAAGAGACUGUAGUUGGCACCCAUACUACCCCAUGCUAGUUAGCUCUUCUUGGGAUGGGGAUGUGGUAAAGUGGGGAUUCUCUGGUAACGGAGAAGCACCCGCCCCAAUGAGUAACAUGAGAAUCCGGAGGAGAUAUUACUAUUGAAGGCCACUUAUAACAUCUGUAAGCUAUAUAUUUAUAUUACUAUUAUAUGAUAUGAUAAUCUGUAUGUCGUUUAUGUAGCAGGCCCUGUUAUUUUGCAUUAUGAAAUAAGGUGCAAUUGUUUAACAACAUUAAUGCACUUGCACAUAUAAAAAUUUUUUGCUGUACAUAAAUAAACAAUGUAACUCCAUAUGUUUGUUCA